This is a messenger RNA of Phytophthora sojae, 390 nucleotides long. RefSeq lists its product as hypothetical. Bases 1 to 390 code for a protein of 129 amino acids. The record is from RefSeq and is a predicted model, not a curated record. NCBI's taxonomy places the organism in Eukaryota, Oomycota, Peronosporomycetes, Peronosporales, Peronosporaceae. The transcript has a single exon.
AUGUGGGCGAAAACAACGUAUUGGGCACUAUCAGAGACACCCGAAGACGCCGUCAAACAGGCGCUAAAGCUCGAUGGAUUAACGGAAAGCGCGAUGAAGACCAGCCCAGAUUUCAAGUACUACCAGAAGUUUUUGUACAAGGCCGAAGGAGUGCAGCUGAGGAGCUGGGUGGACGAUAGAGUCCCUCCUCCGACUGUCUGGGUCAAUUUAGGGCUGGAUGGGGUUCCAGCGCCUGAAACAAGCAGAGCCUUCAAGACCUACGUGCGAUAUGUGGAGAAGUAUGACAAGAGAGUCUUUAAAAAUGGGUACGAAGAGUUUUUCCCGAGGACGGCAACUGACAUGGAUAUGCAUCUGAAGGUUUGGGCCAAGACCAACAGACCUGACGCCUAA